AACACGAUAAACUUGUAUUACGGUCAUUCUUUAGUAGUAAAGCAGGGAAGGAGUCGAGAGAUUGUUCUUCUUGAUGAUUGUAAACAAAUCAACAAAACAAUAAAAUAAAAGUGCUUAGCAAAAGCUGAUUUUUAUCAUAAUCAAUAGUGGCAUUAAUGUGAGCAAACAUGAACAUAAUAUACACACUCUUAGUGUGUGUUCUGGCACUCCACGUCGAAUCACAACAUCUUCAAGGAAAUCACGAUAGAAGAGGUUUCAAUGCUCAAAACCAUGACCAUCGAGCUAUAACCUUUCCAACAGAAAGCCCUUAUGACAAAUAUAUUCAGGAUUUAUUAAAUAACAGAAAGACUACAAAACCUCCACCAACUGGCAAUAAUAUAAACAAUGUUCCAACCAAUGAAAUUCCACAAACAAAUCAUGAUGAUAAGUUAAACGGAAUACCACCUAAUGACGAUUCGUCACCAUUUGCUCUUAACCCAAUAAGAGUAGUGAGUGUAGGUAAAACGGAAGUGGAGCAAUUGAACAAUGUAACGUAUGCUAUCACGACUUUUGGAAUUAAUUUGAUGAAGGCCGUGACGAACUUGCAAGCUGGUAACAUUAUAGUCUCUCCGACAUCUGUCGCAACUGUUUUGGCACUGCUACAGCAAGGGACCUUCGGCGAUGCGCAGGAACAAAUCACAAGGUUGUUGCAAAUGGCCCCGGAACUCACAGCGCCUACAUAUAGGAGACUCACCUAUGAUAUGAAAAAACGAAACUCAAGAAAUAUCCUGACCGUAUCAAAUAACUUAUUCAUAGGUGAUGGUUUCGAAAUUAAUCUAGACUUCAAAGAUAGUGCUAUCCAAGAUUUUGGAAGUGAAGUGACACAAAUGGACUUUUCAAGACCUGCUUGGGCAGUUAACCAAAUCAAUAAAUGGGUUGCAAUACAAACUCAUAACAGAAUCGAAAACCUGCUGCCACCUAACGCAGUGGGCCUCAACACUCAGUUGGUAAUAGCUAAUGCAGUCUACUUCAAAGGUCUCUGGGAGACGAAAUUCAAAAAAGAAGCAACAAAGAAUUUGACAUUCCAUUUGAGUAAUGAAGAAACUAAAUCUGUUCCUUUCAUGCGUAUGCGCCAUGCCCUGAAAUUCGGUAUUGAACAGGAUACUAGGGCUCGCGUGGUCGUUCUGCCUUUUGAGCGACACCAAUACUCGUUAAUUUUGAUACUGCCACAUCUGUUGUCUGAUGUAGACACUGUUUUGGGUUCACUGACUAACUCCAAGCUUCGCGAUUAUCACAACUUUGAAGAAAUCGAGACACAAUUGGAAAUACCGAAGUUUACAAUCAAAUCGGAUACCAAUUUGAUUCCAGUUUUAAAGUCUAUGGGAAUAACAGGAAUAUUUUCGCCGCAAACAGACCUCACCCGUAUCGGUACUUUCCGGACCUAUUCUCCAGAAAUCACCAGUGCUAUACACACAGGUUUUCUGUCUGUGGACGAACAAGGACUUUCAGCAUCUGCUGCAACGGGAUUCACGGCAGUGGCCUUAUCUUACGACGAUCCAUCGGCUACUUUCCGCGCCAACAGACCUUUCUUAGCUGUACUUUGGGAUACCCAGUUUGCUAUACCAUUGUUCGUUGCAAGGAUUGAGGAUCCGUCUCUGUAAUUUUAUGUUUUGUAUACUUACUUUAUUAAUUAGUUAUUAAAAUUAUUUAAUAGUUACCUUUGAUACGUAUUAGAUUUUUUGUUGUUAAUAACUUUGGGCUUAGUAUCAAUUUUAUAUUGCAAUAGUUCAAAAUAAAGAUGGAUUAAUCUUGGUAGACGAAGAAACGA
This is a messenger RNA of Maniola jurtina (meadow brown), 1807 nucleotides long. RefSeq names its product leukocyte elastase inhibitor-like (gene serpin-12). Gene Ontology annotation, biological process: negative regulation of endopeptidase activity. Bases 168 to 1640 code for a protein of 490 amino acids. Gene Ontology annotation, molecular function: serine-type endopeptidase inhibitor activity. The record is from RefSeq and is a predicted model, not a curated record. Lineage: Eukaryota; Metazoa; Arthropoda; Insecta; Lepidoptera; Nymphalidae. The transcript is spliced from 8 exons.